Molecule: messenger RNA, 3183 nt
Organism: Gossypium arboreum
Lineage: Eukaryota; Viridiplantae; Streptophyta; Magnoliopsida; Malvales; Malvaceae
Exons: 18
Coding region: 753-2798 (681 amino acids)
Biological process (GO): 7-methylguanosine mRNA capping; protein dephosphorylation; DNA repair
Molecular function (GO): ATP binding; protein tyrosine/serine/threonine phosphatase activity; mRNA 5'-triphosphate monophosphatase activity
Source: RefSeq, a predicted model, not a curated record
UUUUUUUUCGUAUAUUUCUCUAAAUUAUUUUAUAAUUUUUUUGAGUAGAAUAUUUUAUAACAAUUUAAUUUAUCCUCCAUAUUUAUUUGAUUUCUUCCAAACUGGAAUCUUGACACUUCGCUCUUCUCCUCAGUGCAUCUUUGUCUCUCGGACCUGACAUGGGAGCGAUUUUUUAAAAUUAUUGAUCACUAUUCUCUCUCUAUAUCUGCUCUUUCGAAAUAACCAACGACUUUCUCUCUCUAGGGUUUCGAAGGGAUACUUUUACAGAUACAUUUCUCUUCUCCUCCGUGCAUCUUUGUCUCUCACACCCCAUUCUGUACCGUCCCUACAGCUUACAGAACAAGUUUCCGAGUUUAUUGGAUUCCGUAGGUGACGGAAAAAAGAGGACAUCAGUUUAUUUUAACCGCUUCAACGGCCUGUUUGAUCUUCUUUUAGCUGUAAUUUCACCGUAGAUUACAUGUUUCCAGUGAGUUUGAAGCUAAUUUCGUGUUCCAUUUUUUAUUUAUUUCUUUUUCUGGUCGACGGUUUCGUUUUUUCUGCCUGAAGGAUGGAGUUGCUUGCGUAUAAUUAAUUUGUUGGUUAGGGUAUUUCGAAUUGUUUUCUUACUUCGCUCACCAGUUAGACGUCGUUUGUAUCUUAAAAAAAUUAAGCCUGAGGCAAAUAAGAAAAAGAGAAGGGAGGAAAGUCUGAGAGAAAAUAGCAAAAGCUGUUAGGUUCAAAAUUCAUGGUGUUUGGUGUUUGGUAGAUGCUGAAUGAUUGCUAGUAUGGACUUAAAUGCUUCCCCAUUACCUGAAGAUGAGGAAGAAAUAUAUGAAAGACAUAUAGAACAUUACUCCGUACCAGAAGAACACGUAGAAUCUGCAGUUGAAAUUUCAAGGAGGGAACGUGAGGAAAGACGGAAGAAGUUGAAAAGAGACCGACCAGAUGAUCACCCAGUACAUGUCUCUCAGCCUCAAGUACUUGAUCACUUUUAUCAAAAUAGGAAUCCCAAGUUUUAUGAUAAAAGUAGACUCCCUCCUGGUUGGUUGGAUUGUCCUUCUGCUGGUCAGGAAAUAGGUUGCAUAAUUCCUUCUAAGGUUCCGCUUGGUGAAUCUUAUAAUGACUGCAUUCCUCCUGGUAAAAGAUACUCUUUUAAACAAGUGAUUCAUCAGCAAAGAGUUUUAGGAAGAAAGCUUGGUUUAGUGAUUGAUUUGACAAACACAUCUCGUUACUAUCAAACUACAGACCUGAAGAAAGAAGGUAUUAAGCAUGUAAAGAUUCAAUGCAGGGGAAGAGAUGCUGUACCUGAUAACAUGUCUGUUAAUACUUUUGUUUAUGAGGUGUCACAAUUCCUCCUACGUCAGAAAUCAAAGAAAUAUAUUCUUGUCCAUUGCACACACGGGCAUAAUCGCACUGGAUACAUGAUUGUUCACUAUCUCAUGCGAUCACAAUCAAUGUCUGUUUCUCAGGCAAUAAAGAUUUUUUCUGAGGCACGUCCUCCUGGAAUUUACAAACCUGACUAUAUUGAUGCCUUGUAUACAUUUUAUCAUGAAAGACGGCCUGAAAUGGUUUUCUGCCCUCCAACUCCUGAGUGGAAGAGGUCUUCUGAUCUUGAUCUCAAUGGUGAAGCAGUCCCAGAUGAUGAUGAUGAUGGAAGUCCAAUUGCAUUACCUGAGAAUCAUGAAAUGGAUGUAGUGUUGACAAAUGAUGACAUUUUGGGAGAUGAAAUACCUCAGGACCAGCUGCAAUCACUGCGGUUAUUCUGCUACCAUACAUUGAAGUUAAAUGCUGGGGUUAGAGGAAAUGCGCAGUUUCCGGGAUCACAUCCAGUUUCACUCAACAGGGACAAUUUACAACUUUUAAGGCAACGCUAUUAUUAUGCCACUUGGAAAGCAGAUGGAACACGAUAUAUGAUGUUGAUAACUGUUGAUGGAUGUUACUUGAUUGAUAGGAGCUUUAAUUUUCGAAGGGUUCAGAUGAGGUUUCCAUGCAGACACCCAACUGAAGGUAUAGGGGAUGGAACUCAUCAUUUCACAUUGCUUGAUGGCGAAAUGGUAAUUGAUACCUUGCCAGACUCUCAGAAGCAAGAGAGAAGAUAUCUCAUUUAUGAUAUGAUGGCACUUAACCAUACGCCUAUCAUUGAGCGGCCUUUCUAUGAGCGAUGGAAAAUGCUGGAGAAAGAAGUGAUUGAGCCUCGAAAUUAUGAACGGCAUAACAUCUACCAAAGCAGGAAUCCUUAUUACCGUUAUGAUCUUGAACCCUUUAGGGUGCGGAGGAAAGAUUUUUGGUUGCUCUCUACUGUAAAUAAGGUUUUGAAGGAAUUUAUCCCCAAGCUCUCUCAUGAGGCAGAUGGCCUUAUUUUUCAGGGCUGGGAUGAUCCUUAUGUACCUCGUACUCAUGAAGGUCUUCUGAAGUGGAAAUAUGCUCGGCUGAACUCUGUUGACGUUCUAUUUGAGAUUGGUAGUGACGAUCGUGAACAGCUUUUUCUGUUUGAACGGGGGAGAAAGAAGUUGAUGGAAGGGAAUAAAGUUGAAUUUAGAGAUGUUCCAGAUCCCCCUUCUUCUUUCUCUGGGAAAAUUAUAGAGUGUUCUUGGGAUCCUGAUGAACAUGUGUGGGUCUAUAUGCGGAUCAGGACAGAUAAGUCGACUCCCAAUGAUAUCAAUACUUUUAGGAAGGUUAUGCGAAGUAUAAGGGAUAACAUCACAGAGGAAAUCUUAUUAAAUGAGAUAAAUGAGAUUAUUCAGUUGCCCAUGUAUGCUGAUAGAAUAAGGAUUGACAGCAAGGCACGCAUGCAUGCAAAUGCAGCACGACGCAGGUAACCGAACAGCAUGCUGGCUGGUGUGUAGUUGAUUCUAUUGAGGUAUUGGAUGCUUGGGUGUGCCUUUGAUUGCAUGCGUGGUCCAAGUUUCUGUUGGUUGCAACUUGAGAGUUAUGUGCAUACCUAAGCUGGUGAGGGCAUCAUGUAAUUAGCUCUCUCUCCUGUUAGUCUUGUAGGGUGAGUUGUAUGAUCCUGGGUGGUACAUUAGUUGAAUAGUUGGGCCACAUUCAGGUUGGAAACUAUUUUUCUUACAGUCGUUCAGAUGAAGAGGAUUAGAAUUAGGGUAACCAAUGUAUAUUAGUGUAUUCCUUUUUCUAGUUUCUCCCCUGUACUGAUGAUCCCUUGAGUAAUAUUAGAAGUAGCCAUUUUCCUGUCUUCUGUGACUA